Molecule: messenger RNA, 1921 nt
Organism: Pseudovirgaria hyperparasitica
Lineage: Eukaryota; Fungi; Ascomycota; Dothideomycetes; Acrospermales; Acrospermaceae
Product: imidazole glycerol phosphate synthase HisHF
Exons: 3
Coding region: 88-1746 (552 amino acids)
Biological process (GO): L-histidine biosynthetic process
Molecular function (GO): oxo-acid-lyase activity; imidazoleglycerol-phosphate synthase activity
Source: RefSeq, a predicted model, not a curated record
AAAAGGUCGAACAUGACUCAACUUUGCUAUACUCUUCAUUGUCUGUUCCCCGUGAACCCGAUUAGCUUUCUAUAGCUGAUAUACGACAUGCCAACUGUAUACCUACUAGACUAUGUCGCGGGGAACAUUCGCUCUCUCGUCAAUGCCAUCGAGAAGCUAGGCUGGACAGUCGAAUGGGUCAAAUCACCAGCAGAUGUACCUAAAGCAGAGAAACUGAUCAUUCCAGGUGUAGGCCAUUUCGGCCACUGUAUGACGCAGCUCUCCCAAGCUGGUUACACCGAACCGAUCCGUAAACAUAUACAAGACGGGAAGCAUUUCAUGGGCAUAUGCGUGGGUAUGCAAGCCCUAUUCGAGGGAUCGGAGGAGGCACCAGAAGUGAAAGGCUUGGGUGUCAUACCUGGUCAAUUGAAGAGAUUCAAGGACAAAGACAAGAGCGUGCCUCACAUUGGCUGGAAUUCCGCAAACACUUCCGCUGAUGGAACUGUUACUGAAGACAGUCUAUUUGGAUUGCGACCGGACAGCAAGUAUUAUUACGUUCACUCUUAUGCCGCACCGUUUCCAAAUCCAGGACUAAAAGAAAAUGGCUGGGAAUACGCGACUGCAAGAUAUGGGAAUGAAGAGUUCGUAGGAGCGGUGGUAAAGGACAAUAUAAUGGCGACUCAAUUCCAUCCAGAGAAGAGUGGUGUCGCUGGACUCCGUGUUCUCAAAGCAUUCCUCGAAGGACAGAAAUUGAACAAAUUAGAGGCCACACCAUCGACAUCUGCAACAAAGGAAGGCCUUACCCGUCGCGUUAUUGCUUGUCUCGAUGUUCGAGCCAACGAUUACGGCGAUCUCGUAGUCACCAAGGGCGAUCAGUAUGACGUGCGAGAAAAAGACGGCGUUUCAGCAGGAGGGUCAGUCAGGAAUCUAGGAAAGCCUGUGGAUAUGGCGCGAAAGUACUACGAACAAGGAGCGGACGAAGUCACAUUCUUGAACAUUACAUCAUUCAGGAACUGUCCAGUCGCCGAUUUACCAAUGCUCGAGAUAUUGCGAAGGACUUCAGAAUCUGUAUUUGUACCCCUGACCAUAGGCGGAGGCAUACGAGAUACAACGGAUACGGACGGUACGAAGAUCUCGGCUCUUGAUAUCGCUACGUUAUACUUCAAGUCUGGUGCCGACAAAGUGAGUAUAGGCUCAGACGCAGUGACUGCGGCAGAGGAGUAUUUUGCUCGCGGCCAGACAUUAUCAGGGACUACAGCCAUCGAGGCCAUAUCAAAAGCAUACGGAAAUCAAGCGGUAGUUGUAUCCGUAGACCCACGCAGGAUCUACGUCUCGAGUCCUGAAGUCACGCAACGAAACACUGUCCUAACCAAAUUUCCCGGACCAAAUGGAGAAAGUCACUGCUGGUAUCAAUGUACAAUAAAAGGGGGACGAGAAGGACGAGACCUGGAUGUAAAGCAACUCGUAACCGCAGUUGAAGCUAUGGGAGCUGGCGAAAUACUGUUGAACUGUAUAGACAAGGAUGGCACGAAUUCUGGGUUUGAUCUUGAACUCAUCAACUACGUCAAAGGCUGCAUCAAGAUCCCAGUCAUUGCUAGUAGUGGUGCUGGGAACCCAGAACACGUUGCUGAAGUAUUUGAGAAGACGCCUACUGAUGCAGCCUUGGGUGCUGGUAUGUUCCAUCGAGCAGAGUAUACAGUAAAACAAGUCAAAGACCAUCUACAGGGUCAAGGCUUGCUUGUUCGGCAAUUCGAAGACUCAAUAUGAGACUAUCGUAGGCCAGAAUGGUUUCCAAGCUACAUAACCAGGCCAUGGGUAGAUUGUGAUAGCAUCAUUAGGGGCAUGAAGAUGUCGUACACGAUGGACCAUAUACAGUCGUCCGAAAUGCACUGCUAGUCAACGUAAAAUUGCAAUCAAAGUCAAACACGAUGGUGUAGUACAG